This is a messenger RNA of Malus domestica (apple), 1344 nucleotides long. RefSeq names its product hypersensitive-induced response protein 2. NCBI's taxonomy places the organism in Eukaryota, Viridiplantae, Streptophyta, Magnoliopsida, Rosales, Rosaceae. The record is from RefSeq and is a predicted model, not a curated record.
AUACCCGAGGUGGAGGUGGCGCUGUGCCCACAGAACUUGCAUUUCACGCACAUAGGAAAAUUCCGCGCAAAGCUGUCCCCGAAAGCGACCCGUAACUUCUUCCUUCUCGCGGAUAAAGAUUAAAACCCCUCGCCCAAAAUUUCCACUUCCUCCCCUACUCCCCCAUAUAGAUAUCUACUUCUCAAGCUUCGCAGACAAACGCUUCCAUUUCAGAGAUGGGACAAGCUCUUGGUUGUAUUCAAGUGGACCAGUCCACUGUUGCUAUCAGGGAAACUUUUGGGAAGUUUGAUGAUGUGCUUGCACCUGGAUGUCACUGUUUGCCUUGGUGUUUUGGUAGCCAGGUAGCUGGUCGUCUCUCCUUACGUGUGCAGCAAUUGGACGUUCGUUGUGAAACAAAGACAAAGGAUAAUGUUUUUGUUACUGUGGUUGCUUCAAUUCAAUACCGAGCUUUGGCUGAGAAGGCUUCUGAUGCCUUUUACAAGCUCAGCAAUACCAGAGGGCAGAUCCAAUCUUAUGUCUUUGAUGUGAUUAGGGCAAGUGUUCCGAAAUUGGACCUAGAUUCAACCUUUGAGCAGAAGAAUGAUAUAGCCAAAUCUGUGGAAGAAGAACUUGAAAAGGCCAUGUCACAUUAUGGGUUUGAGAUAGUUCAAACACUAAUUGUGGAUAUCGAACCAGAUGAGCACGUGAAGAGAUCGAUGAAUGAGAUUAAUGCAGCUGCUAGGAUGAGGGUGGCCGCAAGUGAGAAAGCUGAAGCAGAGAAGAUACUACAGAUUAAGCGAGCUGAGGGAGAGGCAGAGUCCAAAUAUCUGUCGGGGCUUGGCAUAGCAAGGCAGCGCCAGGCCAUUGUGGACGGGCUGAGAGACAGCGUGCUGGCCUUCUCUGAGAACGUACCUGGGACAUCAUCCAAGGAUGUCAUGGACAUGGUUCUCGUGACCCAGUACUUUGACACAAUGAAGGAGAUUGGUGCAUCCUCAAAGUCCAAUUCGGUUUUCAUCCCACACGGACCAGGUGCUGUGAGAGACAUUGCGUCGCAGAUAAGAGACGGACUCCUUCAAGGAAGUUCGAUUCAGGAGUAAUGCCCUUGGGCGCGGCACUGAAUGCCAGCGCAGUUACGCUAGACUCGAAUUUGUGUGUGCUGUAGGAUCUAAGAGAGUGUGGACACUCUCACGUAUAUAAUAUGUAGGGUGAAUUUUCUGUGCUUGUUAAUAUCUUGGUUUUGAAACUCAAGGGUGUUGUUUCGACUUUAUAAUAUAGUCGAAGAAGCAAUUCGAACUAUUUAUCUUGCUCCAUUUGUGGUUUAAGGGUCUUUUUGAUAUUAUAAAAGAGAAAGGGUUUUUAUGAUGA